This is a messenger RNA of Drosophila persimilis, 1104 nucleotides long. It is a transcript of the gene Zfrp8, whose product is annotated as programmed cell death protein 2. The transcript has 3 exons. The record is from RefSeq and is a predicted model, not a curated record. NCBI's taxonomy places the organism in Eukaryota, Metazoa, Arthropoda, Insecta, Diptera, Drosophilidae. The coding region runs from base 33 to 1079 and encodes 348 amino acids. Gene Ontology annotation, cellular component: cytoplasm; nucleus.
GAGGGUCAGACGCCAGCCUUCACGUUAAAAACAUGGAAAUUGAUUUGGGUUUUGCCGAGAAACGGGACAAUAAUGGUUGGUUGACUAACCGCUACUUCCCCAGCAAAUUGGGUGGACUACCGGCCUGGCUGGAGCUGGAGGCACUCCCGGACCCCAAACAGCUGCAGUGCCAGAAGUGCAAGGCGCCAAAAGUUUUCUUAGCCCAACUUUAUGCCCCCCACGAGGAUGAUUUCAACUUUCAUCGGUCGAUUUAUAUUUUCGUGUGCCGGAACGCAGACUGCCAGCAGGAUCAUAGUGCAGAAAAUUUCACAGUGCUGAGGUCUCAGCUGGCACUGAAAAACAAAUUCUUCUCAGAACAGGCGGCGGAAGACGAUGGGGAACCUUUGCCCCCCAUACCAUGCCUGAAAAAAGUAUGUGCCGCCUGCGGCUGUUAUGCUCCGCACGCCUGCAGCCGCUGCAAAACCAUCUAUUAUUGUUCCUCUGCUCAUCAGCGGGCACAUUGGUCCGACCACAAGGCUAACUGCGGGUCAUCGAACGCAGUGCCGCACAAGCCGCUUAAAGCGAUAGAAUUUGAAGAAUUUGAGAUUGUGAUAGAGAGCAAUCCCACGAGGCCGGUUGAAGAAGAUCACAAAGAUGACGACGCCCGUUUGGCAGAGUUUGAAGCGCUACAGGCCAGUGGCAACACCGGCGACCUGAGCAACGUCUCCGAGGCGGAGAUGGACAAGUACUUUGGAAAUACAGCUGGCUCGGACGACAAGACGUUUCGUCAAUUUAAGAAGCAAAUCGCCGACGAGCCCGAGCAGAUUGUGCGCUACAAGCGCGGCGGGGAGCCCCUUUGGAUAACAAACACAGCCGUUACUGUGGCGGAUCAACUGAAAUCGCUGCCCAACUGCAGCCAAUGCGGUGGGAUUCGUCAAUUCGAGUUCCAGAUCAUGCCGCAGACCUUGGUGCUGCUCAAAGAAGAGUUUCUGGACUGGGGCGUACUGGCGGUCUACACUUGUGCCAAGAGCUGCCCCAUUGAGGGAUAUGUGGAAGAGCACAUGGUCAAGCAGGACGUUGUGUCGCAAGAGCAACAUUGAUAAUAAACUCCAUACGUACAUUUAA